CGAACGGUGCACGUUAGAAAGGUACUUAGGCGCUAGAGUUUCCACAAGCGGACAGAUAAUCUGCUUUGCACUGAAGAAGCUGUCCGGAGGUGUAAAUAUGGAAGCGGCUACCCACAGCCUCUGACAAAAAGCUGGGCCAGGUUUAGUGCCACUCCCUUGAAGAUGGAUGCUUUUGAGGGGAUCCACAAUGUACACCUGUCUGCCUCUCCUCCACAAGUCUCCAGAUCGGGCCCAGGGUAUGAGGUCUUGGUGACGGGUAGCUCGAGAAUAGCAGUGUACUCCUCCCAUAUGUUUUUUUGGAAAGAUGACAUUUCAGGUCAUCAACAAACUAAACACAGCAGAGAAGAGCUAUGUCCUGUUGGAAGGUUGGUAGACCUGGAGCCUGAGCUGGAACGUAGUAUAAUGGCUGGAGCGGGACAAGCAGAGGUAUUGCUUCAAGAGGAGGUAGAAGUCCACAGAGGGGAAGCCUACAAUUUGUCUCGUUUGCGGAGUUCUUCUUUGGAGAUCAGAGAAAAAGGCACAGAGUUCCUUAGAGAGCAGCUGGAUGCUGCCCAAAAGGAGCUAAAACUGAAGGGGGAGGAAUGUGAACGAUUGUCUAAUGUGCGAGACCAGCUGGAGCAGGAACUGGAAGAACUGACAGCCAGCCUCUUUGAGGAAGCUCAUAAGAUGGUCCGGGAGGCCAAUGUAAAACAGGCAAAUGCUGAGAAGCAACUGAAGGAGGCACAGGGCAAGAUUGAUGUACUGCAGGCUGAGGUGUCUGCCCUAAAGACCCUGGUGUUGACCUCCACCCCAUCCUCCCCCAACCGCCAACUUCACCCCCAGCUCCAGGUAGCAGGCUCCAAAGGGGUCUCCACACGCAACAAGACUGCCACUCUUACCCUGCCGCAGCUACAGCCAGAGUCUACAUCUGCAUCUCCUCAGAACAGCCAGGAAGACAAGGAGUUGGAUUCUGUAUUAUUUGCCGAGUUUCUGUCUUGGAAGGAAGCUCCAAGUCUGGACCGAUCUUCUGCCUUCAUCAGCCGUAUCUACAGAGAAGACAUUGAGCCCUGUCUUUCAUUCACACGCUCAGAACUGUCUCAGUCUGUACAGAGUGCAGUGGAGAAUAACUCUUUGACUAUUGAGCCUGUUGCCAUGACAGUGACACCCAUGGUUAAGACCUCGGCUAUUGAAUGUGGAGGACCCAAUGGCUGCCGAGCACCAGUAGAGACGAUGUGUGCCCUGAGUGGGAUAUCCCACCCCUGCCGACAUCGCAUCAAACUUGGAGAUGGAGAGAGAUAUUACUACAUCUCCCCUUCUAGCAGAGCUAGGAUCACAGCUGUGUGUAACUUCUUCACCUAUAUCAGAUACAUCCAGCAAGGUUUAGUCAGACAGGAUGCUGAACAGAUGUUUUGGGAGGUGGUCCGUCUGCGGAGGGAGAUUUCUGUGGCCAAGCUGGGGUUCUUCAUCAUGGACGAGAGCUGAAGGCCAUGCAUAGCUACUUGAUGACAGCAGCUGAGCCGAUGUAGACACUCCAAUAAAGUAUCAAUAUCUGACACUUUAAGAUCAAUUCCAAAGCUGAAUCUCAGCACAGCAGCUGAAGAGCUUAUACAGUGGUAAGACUUCAGACAUCAUGAACAGGCCUGCUACCUGCUCAAUCAGUAUUAUUUUUGUCUGUUUAUGACUGGACCAAGUAAACAAUAGUUUACCAUGUCCUUUACUACACUUUGCUUUGUAGAACACCUAUGGUACUUACUGUGGAGUAAACAGAUUAAAGUUUGGAUUAUUUUAGCUGCAUCAGCCCCACCAAAAAUACAUCAAAUUAAGUCUUCAAGUUGAGAACAGUGCCUCAUGCAACACAUAGGUAAAAUAUGAGGGGCACAUUGGUGUUUGAAAAUUUUUAAAGCUGUCAAAUAUUAAUGUGUUAAUCUUGCUUCUGCCUUAACCAAGCACUUGUUGCACCAAGGUGCACUACCUUAAGACAGUACAGUGUCAAAAAUUUGAAGGCCUACUGUCCCAAUACCUAUCACCAGCAUUCUCCUGGGACUGAUACACAGGCAUUAGAACUUAAUACACCAUAAUGACACUCUUCUAUGUGCAUACCAUUAUUGACACCAGUGAGUACUGGUGUGUAUGCAUUAAUGCAGACAUUCUUUAAAUUAAUUGUGGUACAUAAAGUGUACUUAAUCGGACAGGCCUUUGGGUCUAAAUUAUGCUGCACUGUUGAAUAACUGUUGCAUGGUUGACAAUGGCAUUGUCCUAGAGCAAAAUGCACUCCUGUAUAAUAGAGAUAUAGCAUAAAGCCAUGAAAAUUACUUGUGUCAUGGAUUCAUUUGCUUCAGUGUAUUCGGUAACGUAGACAGGAAGUAAAAUUAAUGACUUUGGUAAGUGGAAAUCUACUGGUCAUAGCUGAAUUUUCUUUAUUUACUGGGGGGUUCAGAUUGACAAACAGGAGUUAGUGAGGGAGCUGAUGUCAGUGGAUGACUAUAACACCAGAUGGUUAGUACUGUAUGGCAUGUUCAGGUCAUUUGUGAUAUUCAGCAAUUGAAAAUAAGGGUCAAGUAAACAAGUAUGCAUUCUUUUAAUGCUUUUUUUCCACUUUCCUUUAUAUGCAACCUGAACUGUUGGUGUGUAGGAGAAGUUCUAACACUCCAUAUGUAAAUUCAUGCAAUAAAAUAUUAAAUGAGU
Electrophorus electricus (electric eel) is the source of this 2664-nucleotide messenger RNA. The record is from RefSeq and is a predicted model, not a curated record. NCBI's taxonomy places the organism in Eukaryota, Metazoa, Chordata, Actinopteri, Gymnotiformes, Gymnotidae.